AUGCCAGCCUUCAGACUUGUCAAGCUGCUUACAGCGGCAACGGCCAUCACCCUGCUGUCAACACCCUUAUUCGCGACAGCCACCACCUUUGGUCCUAUAAUCUCACCCAAGAACCCCUUUGUUGGCCAAAAUGGACUCGCAACGAUGCAUGGCGAUCCAGCCUCGUCCGACACCACCCCUUUUGCCGGCCCAGGAAACGCCACCAUCAAUUCUAACAGACUAGCACUGCAGUCCGCCUGUCCCACCCUGCUGGGCACAUCCGACGGUUAUAUCUUUGGCCUGUGCACGACUAUCUUUGGUCGAACUCCGACCGUCCAUCUCUUCGACUCUCAGGAAGUCAACUCGCUCGCAGAGCUCGCGAUUGCCAAGGGAAACAUCCUCGGGGGUGUGUAUGCCUAUAUCGACAAUCAGGACAAGCUCGUCCUAACCAACGGUGACAACCAACUGCUUCGCAUCGGCAAGUCGUCCACCAACGGCAAGUGGGCACUCGCCAUCGCGGAUUCUAUCCCGUUGACCCCGAUCCCUGCCAGCGAUUCCGUAGUUGGACUCGCCCCAGAUUGGCAAGGAUACGUCUGGUUUGCGACUGCGAAUGGUUUGGCAGGGUAUGCCGACCCCGUCACCAAGAAUGUCGUCACUCUCCCGCUUAAUGCAACUGGUGGGAGCGCUGAAGAGGUGGCCAACAGCAUCUCGACCAGCCCAGCAGGAACUUCGAUUGCGACGACGUUCGCGACCUAUCUUCUCGCCCGCAACGAUGCAUCGAACGGGAUCAAAGUCUUGUGGCGCCAAGCAUAUGACCGCGGCCCAGCCCGCAAGCCUGGCCAGUUGAGCUGGGGUACAGGAUCCACGCCAACAUUCUUUGGUCCCCAGUCCGGAUACGAGUAUACUACGAUUGUGGACAAUGCUUCACCACUGGUCAACUUGCUUGUUUACCGCACCCAGGAUGGAAGUCAGGUCUGCAAGGUCUCCCUCUUCGAUUCCAACAACUCCGGAUCCGAGAACUCGCCCAUUGGAUCCGGUCGCUCCAUAUUUGUCGCCAGCACAUAUGGCUACCCGUACCCAGCCCUCCCUGACGGUGCCCCAGCCAGCCAACCUAGCUCUGCUAACUUUGUUGGAGGCAUUGAGCGUGUGGAUGUCCUCGAGGACGAUUCGCAAGGCUGUGUCGUGAAGUGGGUCAACAACAAGAUCCGCUCCUCAGCUGUUCCCAAGCUGUCGCUCGCUGACAAGAAGCUCUACACCUUUGUGCGCCAUACCCCUCUUUUCCCGGACUCAACAAGCACAGGCAUCUUGGACAACUAUUACUACACAACCAUCGAUUCUGAGACGGGCAUCAUUGAUUCAAAGCAGUACGUCGGCGCCGGGUUUAUUUUCGACACACUACAGAUGGCUGGACUCACCACCGUUCAGGGGACCCUUCUUCAAGGAACUAUCACCGGUGUUGUUCGCGUGCGCAAGGCGUAA
This is a messenger RNA of Linnemannia hyalina, 1458 nucleotides long. The record is from the annotation of a GenBank genome assembly. Lineage: Eukaryota; Fungi; Mortierellomycota; Mortierellomycetes; Mortierellales; Mortierellaceae.